Aegilops tauschii subsp. strangulata is the source of this 1194-nucleotide messenger RNA. The record is from RefSeq and is a predicted model, not a curated record. Lineage: Eukaryota; Viridiplantae; Streptophyta; Magnoliopsida; Poales; Poaceae.
AUGAAAGAACACUAUGAUGUUCACAACGUGAGUGGAAUUGACCGCUCUGAGAGAUCACUUCGGUCCCGGUUGUCGACAAUCAACUCGGAUUGUCAAAGGUGGGCGGCCUGUCAAAAGGCGGUUGACAAGUUGAACCCAAGUGGCACAAACGAGGACGAUAGAUACCACAUUGCACAAAACUUGUUCAAAGAAGAGGAGAGGAAAACCAAGAAGGGGAAGAUCAGGAAAGGAAGGGUCUUUACCUUGCCUCAUUGCUAUAACGUGUUGAAGGAUGAUGAUAAAUGGAAGAAGCGUGAAGAUUUGGACGAUUUGCAUUUGAGCAACAAACGCAAGCGAACAAUUGAGUUGAAUGAUGAUGAUGAGGAGGAGGAUGAUGCAUCAAGUAAUGAGGGUAAGAGAAGCCCCACACCCAACUCGGUUUCAUACUCGAAGCCAAAACGACCGGAUGGGUGCAAGAAAGACGCAAAAGAAAAGAAGAAGAGGAAAGGAGACGAUGAGCUCAAAAAUGCUAUGGAAGCUAUUGUGAAGGCAAGAAAAGAAGCCAACGAGGUGAGGAAAAUGGCAACGAACCAAGAUGCCGCGGCCGAGGAGAGGAGGUUGGCGGCCGAGGAGAGGAGGUUGGCGGCCGAGGAGAGGAGGGUGGCGGCCGAGGAGAGGAAGGUGGCUUUGGAGGAGAGGAAGGUGAGCAAUGAGGAGCGAACAAGAUUGUUGGAAUGGGAGAAGCACUUGUUCUUCUUGGACACAUCUAACCUCAAUGAGGCGCAAAAGGAGUUUGUCAAUCUUUCACGUGAAGAAGUCUUGAUCCAAAAAAGAGCCAUGAUUCGUGCAAUGGGUGGCUGUGGCCUUGGCGCAAUGGGUGGCGGUGGCCUCGGCGCCAUGGGUGGCGGUGGCCUCGGCGCCAUGGGUGGUAUGGGUGGCUCCGGAGGUUCCGUGGGCGGUUUAGGUGCCAUGGGAGGCAUGGGUGGCUUUGGAGCACCCCCCGACGCUAUGGCCGCCAUGGGAGGCAUGAGUUUUGCUUCUCUCAUGGAGGCAUGGGUGCACCUCCAGCCGCCAUGGGCGGAAUGUCUUUCGAUGUGCCUCCUCACACACAUUCCCAUGAAGAUGCCGUUGAAGAUCUUGCCAACACCGUCGGAGCUUCACGUGAUGCGGUGCGCGAUGAGGAUAUGGAGGAAGAAUCAUCUUCGGAGGAGGUAG